This is a messenger RNA of Fulvia fulva, 1143 nucleotides long. Its product is annotated as putative mitochondrial phosphate carrier protein. The transcript has 4 exons. Gene Ontology annotation, biological process: mitochondrial phosphate ion transmembrane transport. Gene Ontology annotation, molecular function: phosphate transmembrane transporter activity. Gene Ontology annotation, cellular component: mitochondrial inner membrane. Lineage: Eukaryota; Fungi; Ascomycota; Dothideomycetes; Mycosphaerellales; Mycosphaerellaceae. Bases 1 to 1143 code for a protein of 380 amino acids. The record is from RefSeq and is a predicted model, not a curated record.
AUGUCGCUCUUCCCGUCGAUGAGCGCCUUGAGCGCAACCUUCGGACACGCCUCACACUACACCCUCAACAAGCAACAACCCCUCCCUCAGCGCAAAUCGAUCGAGCACUUCUACUCAGCCUGGGACGUCGCCGAGGAUGGAAAGCAAAAAGCACAACAAUUGAGCGAGGCCGCAGCCGCAGAGGUCGCGAAAGCGUCUCACGCCGCUCAGGAUAAGGUCGGCAAGAUUGAGCUUUACAGCCCCAAAUACUACGCGACAUGCACCUUUGGUGGUAUGAUGGCGUGUGGCCUCACUCAUUGGGGCGUCACACCCCUCGAUCUCGUCAAGUGCCGUCGCCAAGUCGACAGUAAGCUGUAUAAAGGCAACUUCGACGGCUGGCGCACCAUUAUCCGAGGUGAGGGCUACGCUGGACUGUACACCGGUGGCUCUCCAACAUUCUUCGGUUACUCCGUCCAAGGUGCCCUGAAAUACGGCUGCUACGAAUUUUUCAAAAAGUUCUAUUCCGACCUGGCUGGCGAGGAGAACGCAGUGCGCUACAAGACUUGGAUUUUCCUGGCCGGUUCUGCCUCUGCUGAGUUCUUUGCUGAUAUCGGUCUCUGUCCCCUCGAAGCUGUGAAGGUUCGUAUGCAGACGACUAUGCCGCCUUUCGCGACUGGGACGUUCAAUGGUAUUAGCAAGAUUGUCGCCGAGGAAGGGGUCGCUGGACUUUACAAAGGUAUUGCACCGCUCUGGGGUCGCCAGAUUCCAUACACCAUGAUGAAAUUCGCCUCCUUCGAGACCAUUGUUGAGAUCAUCUAUCACCGCCUUCCCGGUACUAAAGCCGACUACUCCAAGGCCGCCCAAACCGGUGUUGCUUUCACUGGUGGUUACCUAGCCGGUAUUCUCUGCGCUAUCAUCUCUCACCCGGCCGACGUCAUGGUCAGCAAGCUCAACACGAACCGUCAAAAGGGCGAGUCCUUUGGUGGUGCUACUUCGCGAAUCUACAAGGAUAUUGGUUUUGGUGGUCUCUGGAGUGGUCUGCCUGUUCGCAUCGUCAUGAUCGGUACCCUGACAGGUCUGCAAUGGAUGAUUUACGACUCGUUCAAGAUCUUCAUGGGUCUGCCUACAACCGGUGGCGGCGGCGAGAAGAAGGAGCAGAAGUGA